Orcinus orca (killer whale) is the source of this 742-nucleotide messenger RNA. RefSeq names its product olfactory receptor 5A1. The record is from RefSeq and is a predicted model, not a curated record. Lineage: Eukaryota; Metazoa; Chordata; Mammalia; Artiodactyla; Delphinidae. Gene Ontology annotation, molecular function: odorant binding; olfactory receptor activity; G protein-coupled receptor activity. Gene Ontology annotation, biological process: sensory perception of smell; G protein-coupled receptor signaling pathway. Gene Ontology annotation, cellular component: membrane.
AUACUCUGCCCUCCCUCUCGUGCAUUUAAUGAUUUGCAGACAUCGCCUGCCCUGUGGAGUAUCAUUAUUAUCCCAGGUCUGUGUCUCGUCCUUGUGGUCCAUGGGAAACAUGUCCACAAGGCCUGGAACGGCUCGUCAGUGACCAUGUUCAUCCUCCUGGGAUUUGCAGACCAUCCAGAACUCCAGGCCCCCCUCUUUGUGACCUUCCUGGGCAUCUAUCUUCUGACCCUGGCCUGGAAACUGGCCCUCAUCUUUCUGAUCAGAGGUGACACCCACCUACACACACCAAUGUACUUCUUCCUCAGCAACCUGUCCUUCGUUGAUUGCUACUCUUCCGCAUUGGCUCCCAAAAUGCUCACUGACGUCUUCCAGGAGCAGAAGACCAUAUCAUUCUUGGGCUGUGCUGCUCAGUUCUUUUUCUUUGUCAGCAUAUGUCUAACCGAGUGCUUCCUCCUGAUUUCUAUGGCGUACAACCGAUACGCCACCAUUUCCAGCCCCCUGCUGUACACUGCUGUCAUGUCCCGGGGCCUCUGUACACGCAUGGUGGUUGGGGCCUAUGUCAGUGGCUUCCUGAGCUCCCUGGUCCAAGCCAGCUUCAUGUUUCAGCUCCACUUCUGCGGACCCAACAUCGUCAACCAUUUCUUCUGUGACCUCCCACCGGUCUUGGCAGAGUACAAUUGCUUUACAAUGGUGUGUUAGUUUCUGCUUUAUAACAAAGUGAAUCAGUUAUACAUAUACAUAU